This is a messenger RNA of Phoenix dactylifera (date palm), 1904 nucleotides long. RefSeq lists its product as uncharacterized. The record is from RefSeq and is a predicted model, not a curated record. NCBI's taxonomy places the organism in Eukaryota, Viridiplantae, Streptophyta, Magnoliopsida, Arecales, Arecaceae. Gene Ontology annotation, cellular component: membrane. Gene Ontology annotation, biological process: N-acetylglucosamine metabolic process. Gene Ontology annotation, molecular function: beta-1,4-mannosylglycoprotein 4-beta-N-acetylglucosaminyltransferase activity.
GCCAUAAUAAUUAGCAAUUAAGCUGCAGUGAAACGGGGGAGACGAAGGGGGAUAAAAAGGGGAAAAAAAGGAAAGGGGGAUCUGGAAGUCGCCGCGGCGCGGAUCGAUCGGGACCUCUUCUGGGCUUCCGGUGGGCGAUCCGAUCUGGAUUCUCGUGCCUCCGUGCCGGGAGAAUCGCCGGCGCCUGCGCCGCCGCCGUGGAGACUCCGUGGAUGAAAUCGUCGCACGGUGUCGAUUUGUCCCAUUUCUCGCUUGAAAAAAGACAGACCAGAGGUCAAGGCCUCUGUUUCUGAGGGACAACAAAUUCGACCUGUUCCGAUGAUGUCCGAGGGUGGCUGCUACUAUAAUUACAAGAAGACGGAUGAUAUCUGCAACGAUGUUUGCGGCAAGGUGACAGGGGCUGCACGGGCCAUAUCGAGGCUCCGAUGUGCCCUGCGAGACUUGGACUUCAAGAUUUUAAUCCUACUCUUCGUGGUGCUCCCCACUGUUAUAUACACUAUCUACUUACAUGGCCAGAAGAUCACCUACUUUCUUCGGCCCCUGUGGGAGUCUCCUCGGAAACCAUUCAAUGAGAUCCCCCACUAUUACCAUGAGAAUGUCUCCAUGGAGACCCUCUGCAAGCUCCACGGCUGGAGGGUCCGUGAGACCCCACGCCGGGUCUAUGAUGCUGUGUUAUUCAGCAAUGAGCUUGACAUGCUUACCAUUAGGUGGAAUGAGUUGUACCCUUAUGUAUCAGAAUUUGUUCUUCUCGAAUCCAAUUCCACAUUCACAGGCAUUAAGAAGCCCCUCUUGUUUGCGAAGAAUCGGGAACAUUUCAAGUUUGCGGAGCCCCGGCUCACUUAUGGUGCUGUUGGUGGUAGAUUUGUGAAGGGGGAGAACCCUUUUGUGGAGGAGGCAUAUCAGAGAGUUGCGUUGGAUCAGCUCAUUCGGAUAGCAGGCAUUGCUGAUGAUGAUUUGUUGAUCAUGUCUGAUGUUGAUGAGAUCCCAAGUGGCCACACAAUUGACCUCCUGAGAUGGUGUGAUGACAUUCCUGAGAAGCUCCAUCUCCGGCUACGGAACUACCUCUACUCCUUUGAGUUCUUCCUGGAUAACAAGUGCUGGAGGGCUUCGGUGCACAGGUUUCGAGUUGGGAAGACGAGAUAUGCCCAUUACCGCCAGACUGAUGACAUACUCACCGAUUCAGGGUGGCACUGCAGCUUCUGCUUCCGCUAUAUCAGUGAAUUUGUGUUUAAGAUGAGGGCCUACAGCCAUGUGGAUCGUGUGAGAUUUGCUUAUUAUUUGAACCCAUCAAGGAUUCAGGAUGUGAUAUGCCGGGGAGCAGACCUUUUUGAUAUGCUUCCGGAGGAGUAUACUUUCAGGGAAAUUAUAGCGAAGUUGGGGGCGAUACCCCAUUCAUAUUCAGCAGUUCAUCUUCCUGGGUAUCUCCUUCAGAAUAUUGACAAGUACAAAUAUCUUCUUCCUGGGAACUGCAAAAGAGAACCAGGGUGAUAAGCAUCAAAAACUGUUCUUGAAUAUUACAAGAAAGAUUUCUUCAAAGUUGAUGAUGGUGAUAUUGCGCGUGUUCUCAACAUGAGCAUCUGACUUGGAAGAAUCUUAUUGAGGGAGGUUGGCAGGAAGAGACGAGUUCUUUCAUCUACAUGUGAAAGUAUAUUUGAAGAUUCUUAGUUUCUAGUCAUGUUUCUAGAGGCAAAUUCAUUUGCCAAAGGAGUCCGUUCUGGGACUAUAGCCACCAUGGGAAGUUUUACGUCUCUUCUUCCCUUAUUGGUAUGUAAUCACACACUGAUAGUUGAAGGAUGCAUAUAAAGUGAUGUUUGAAAUGCUUUCCAUGCUGGAAAUUUUUUGUACUAAUUUAAUUAUGUACUAUUUCUUCAAUUUACUGACAUGCUUCCAUUGACUACUCUCAA